Aspergillus pseudotamarii is the source of this 1053-nucleotide messenger RNA. RefSeq lists its product as uncharacterized. The record is from RefSeq and is a predicted model, not a curated record. Gene Ontology annotation, molecular function: dioxygenase activity. NCBI's taxonomy places the organism in Eukaryota, Fungi, Ascomycota, Eurotiomycetes, Eurotiales, Aspergillaceae. Bases 1 to 1053 code for a protein of 350 amino acids. The transcript is spliced from 3 exons.
AUGGCACCACACGCGAACGAAGACGUGCUUGGCGUGUCAGAGACUGCCGAGGAUGCUUCCCUGGCGACCAUCUCUAUCGCCAAGCUUAUGAAUCGCAACAACGAAACAGAGAAAGAGCUGUUUCACGCCUGUACCGACCUAGGAUUCUUCUAUUUAGACUGUCGUGAUCACCCCUCGGGAAAGCUCAUCAGUCAAAUCGACAGCGUUGCCGCCGCUGCAUUGGAAUUCUAUGAGCUUCCGCAGUGCAGAAAGAGCGAGUGGGAGGUAAACAAAGACCAUAGCGCAGGUGAAGAGAUUGUACUGGGGUACAAGCCCGCAGGUAGUCAAACGGGAUCGGUCGCCGGGAAAAAAGAUGGAUUCGAAGGAUUCAUGAUCUUCGAGCAUGCUCUACGAAAUGCGUCACGAGAUCGUCCAAUUCAAGGGCCUAAGAUCUUUCAAGAUUCCCGCGAGUUGGUGGAGACCACGAAUGCCCACCUAGGCGACAUAGGUCGUGAGAUUAUGGAUAGUCUAUCGCGCUCGCUGAAGCUCAAAGAGAGCAAGAACCUCGCAGCGCAUCAUCACAAGGACAAACCAUCGCCGACAGCUUUAGGGCUACUGAGAUACUUGCCAUACACAUUAGAAAGUACUAAAGUUGGGCACAUCCCGCACACAGACAUUGGUAGUCUGUCAAUGGUCUUCUCGGACGUCGGUGGACUACAGGUGUACCAUCCUAAGAAGAGGGCGUGGAUGUAUAUUGAGCCACGACCAGGCCAUGCGGUAUGCAACAUCGGCGACUCGGCAGAGUUCCUUUCACAAAAUGUGCUGCGAUCCUCCUUGCAUAGGGUGGUGCCUCAUCCGCUGGAAAAGGAUAAGGUCAAGCUGACGGUCGUGUAUCUAAUGCGACCGGAGACCGAUUCGGUAUUUGUGGAUCGUAAUGGUAAGGAAUGGAGAAGUGUUGACUGGCAUAACAUGAAAUAUCGCUUGUUUGCGGCGGAUCUGGAUUCUCAAGCGAGCACUAAUGCAUUGACCGGUCGGUUGGGGCUGGACGAUCUGUGGGAUGAAAAAGAGGCCUAA